AUGUCAAGCGCAAGGCAUUGGGAACAAGACAAAGAAGCUACAGUCUACAUCGGAAAUCUCGAUGAGCGCGUCACAGACAAUCUGGUAUGGGAGCUUAUGCUUCAAGCCGGACGCAUAGUUAACGUUCACCUCCCCAAAGACCGUGUCACUCAGACCCAUCAAGGCUAUGGCUUCGUCGAAUUUAUUGCCGAGGAGGACGCCGAGUAUGCCGCUCGCAUCAUGAAUCAGGUCCGGCUAUAUGGCAAGCCGAUCAGGGUGAACAAGGCCAGCGCAGACAAGCAGAAGACGGUCGAGGUUGGAGCCGAGCUAUUUGUUGGGAAUUUGGAUCCACUGGUGAGCGAGCAAGUUCUGUAUGAGACAUUCAGUCGAUUUGGAAGUUUGAUCGCUGCGCCGAAGGUCGCGCGAGACGACAACAACCUCUCCAAAGGCUACGGCUUCAUAUCCUUUUCCAACUUUGAAGCUUCCGAUGACGCCAUUGCAAACAUGAACGGCCAAUACCUCAUGAACAAAGAAAUCUCAGUCCAAUACGCCUACAAGAAAGACGGCAAAGGAGAACGACACGGCGACCCAGCAGAACGCAUGUUAGCCGCUCAGGCCAGGAAACACAACGUUCAACCCCAAGCUCAACCGCUACCAGCAGGCAUAUUCGGAGGUAUACCACCGAUGGGCGCCGCACCUCCACCAGGAAUGCCUCCACCAAUGACGGUGAAUGGCGGACCAGUCAUGCCGAACGGCACAUACAAUAGUGUUCCUCCACCUCAGCAUCAAAGGCCUCCACCACCACCUAGUGCACCACUCACUGCUCCACCAUCUGGUUUACCUGCCCGACCACCUCCGUCACAGGCUGGGUACGGCGGCCCUCAGGGAUUCAUGCCACCGGGCUUCACUGGGCCUCCGCAGGGGAUUGCACCACCGCCGCAAGGAGCCAUGCCACCUGGUUUUGGUCCACCUCCUGGGUUUCCGCAGCAGGUUGGUGGGCCGCCGGCUCUGCCGCCUGGUUUUCAGCAGCCAUAUGUGAGGAGGUGA
This is a messenger RNA of Endocarpon pusillum Z07020, 1026 nucleotides long. RefSeq lists its product as uncharacterized. Gene Ontology annotation, biological process: positive regulation of mRNA splicing, via spliceosome. Gene Ontology annotation, molecular function: RNA binding. The record is from RefSeq and is a predicted model, not a curated record. Gene Ontology annotation, cellular component: U12-type spliceosomal complex; nucleolus. Bases 1 to 1026 code for a protein of 341 amino acids. The transcript has 3 exons. NCBI's taxonomy places the organism in Eukaryota, Fungi, Ascomycota, Eurotiomycetes, Verrucariales, Verrucariaceae.